CACACCACCCGAGCCAAGCAAACCUGGUGACUCGAAGAACCGCCGCGAGCUCAGCUCAGCAUGCCGCGCCACCUCGCGCUGCACGCGAUCACCACCGCGCUGCCGGCGGCGGCCCCGGGCCAGCUCCUGGGCGCGGCGGCGGCGUUCCUGGCCGUGUGCGCGCUGGCGCUGGCGCUGUGCGCGUCGCACGCGGCGCCGGAGCGGCUGCGGCGCGCGCUGGCCAGCGUGAGCCGGCGGCGGACGGAGCCGGCCAUUGCCACCGUCCACCAGGUGCAGCCUGGCGAGGGCGUGGCGUCGCCGUGCGUCUGGCAGAAGGGCAUCCUCAUGGGCGGCAAGUGCCAGCUCCCAGACUUCUCCGGCGUCAUCAACUACGACCCCGCAGGCAACCUCGUCGCGCCCGGCCGCGCCGUGCCGGCGCUCGGCUGGUGAGGAGGUGGCAACGUGAGAUGCCAUCAUGUACGCUCGUGCGAUCAAGUAGUAUUCAUGAGAUUCGUGUGCUCCAUUUGCUUUUCGGAGUUUGGAUCCCUCAUUUCCUUGGUAACCUCCACGCAUUGGUGGCUAACUAUAAAGCUGCCAUCUGGAAUUCGUGUUCAAUGAGUUUUGACAUAUCUGGUGUAACACGUACAACCAAUGAAAAAAGA
Phragmites australis (common reed) is the source of this 641-nucleotide messenger RNA. RefSeq lists its product as uncharacterized. The coding region runs from base 61 to 429 and encodes 122 amino acids. The transcript has a single exon. The record is from RefSeq and is a predicted model, not a curated record. Lineage: Eukaryota; Viridiplantae; Streptophyta; Magnoliopsida; Poales; Poaceae.